CUCUCUCUCUCUCUCUCUCUCUCUCUCUCUAGAGAAUGGUUAUUCCAACAUUAGCUAUUGUUCCUCUUCUUUUCCCAAUCUUCUUCAAUAUAAACUUCCGCAGCACGCAUGCCGACUUGCAAUAUGGUAAUGGUACUGCAACUUUCUAUGGAGGGGAUGAUGCGUCCGGCACAAUGGGAGGAGCUUGUGGAUAUGGAAACUUGUAUACCCAAGGGUAUGGAAACAACACUGCAGCACUAAGCACUCCUCUAUUUAACAAUGGGCUAACCUGUGGGGCAUGCUUUCAGAUCCAAUGUAUUAAUGACACACAAUGGUGCUUCCCCGGGUCCAUUACUGUCACUGCUACAAACUUCUGCCCUCCAAAUUCUACUGGUGGAUGGUGCGACCCUCCAGGCCAAAACUUUGAUCUGUCUGUGCCAGCUUUUAGACAAAUUGCCAAUUUGACUGCUGGAGUUAUCCCUAUUUCUUUCCAAAGAGUGCCCUGCGUGAAGAUAGGGGGCAUAAUGUUUACAAUCAACGGCAAUCCCUGGUGGAACUUGAUUUUGAUCACCAACGUGGCCUGCGCUGGCGAUGUCCAAUCGGUGUCAAUCAUGGGGUCCAACAUGACGGGGUGGGAAGCCAUGACACAGAACUGGGGGCAAAACUGGCAAAGUACCAGCUACCUAAUUGGCCAGAGCCUCUCCAUUCAAGUCACCACAAGCGACGGAAGUACCGUAACCUCCUACAACGUGGCACCCUCUAAUUGGACGUUUGGGCAAACUUUUGAGGGUGGUCAGUACUCGUGUUAAUUAGUAUUGCAAAUGGGAAUCGAACUUCAGGGCUUGGAUUUAGACUCAUGGAAGUUGUUAAAACACAAAAUUUAAUGCUAAUACUAUUACAGGGGAGCAAGGGAAAAAAAUAAAUAUUUGCUACCAAGCCAAUAACAAAGGUAGAGUUCGGAAAUAGUCGUGUAAAAUAUGCACAAGUGUGGUAAGGUCAAAGGUGUAAGCUUACGUAAUUACUGUGAGGUGAGGUUAGGAGAGGAAAGGGUAGAGUUUAUUAGGAGGUUGGGAAGAUAGAGUGAUCGGUGUAUGAGUUGUAGUGGCUGGUUGUUAUUUGCUUGUGUAUUGUAUAAGUUAGAGUACUUAUCUGUUGUGUUUUGUGAGGGAGAGGGCAAAUAGAGAGUGAGAGAGCAGGGAACAGGGACCGAGUUCAAAUGUGAGGAAAAGUUGUAACUUUGCAAAG
Molecule: messenger RNA, 1224 nt
Organism: Rhododendron vialii
Lineage: Eukaryota; Viridiplantae; Streptophyta; Magnoliopsida; Ericales; Ericaceae
Product: expansin-A1-like
Exons: 3
Coding region: 36-788 (250 amino acids)
Biological process (GO): plant-type cell wall organization
Cellular component (GO): extracellular region
Source: RefSeq, a predicted model, not a curated record